CCUCCUUCAGGACACUGGACAGCAAGCUUCGCAGACUGCAUCAUGGUCAACCUCUGCUGCCUUUGCUGCGGUGAAAUCCCUCAACCCCGCCCCCCUCCGUCCGGUCAGUCGGGACAACCGCGGGAUCCCCGCUCCGUGCAGCAGCAGCAGCCUGCUGGCUCCGGCCCAGACGGUGUGGGGCUGAAGGGAGGACAAAAAGGGGGAGCAAAGCAGGUGAAUAAAAAAAAAGAGUGAGUUUAUAAUCUCUCUCUGACAUGCGACAAGUGCAGCAUGCUCUCCUCCGAUCUGGACUCUGCCGAGGACACGGCGGUCAGGGCUCCCAAUGAUGCUGAGAGAGAGGAGCAGGAGGAAGAGGAGGAGGAGGACGAGGAGGAGGACUCACCUACUGAGAGUGAUGUGCCAGAGGAGCAGCGUCCAGUGAAGCAGUCCCUGGGUGCUUGUGUGUGCCGGGAGUCCCAUUGGCGCUGCCUGCUGCUCUCUCUGCUCAUGUACUGCUGCCUGGGUGCGGUGGCCUGGUGCCAGCUGACCCGGGUCACCAAGAUCAGCUUUAACUCGGCUCUCACCUCCUCCUUCACAGCCUCCAUCACCUCUUCCUUGCGGGGGGCCUCCGGAGUGGGCGCCGGAGGACACUCAAUGAUCUACCACGACAGCCCCUGCUCCGACGGCUACAUCUACAUCCCCCUGGCCUUCCUGCUCAUGCUCUACGUCUUAUACAUGGCGGAGUGCUGGCACUGCAGAGCCAGGAGCCAACUGCAGUGCAAAGCAGACGUGGACAGUGUAUAUGAGCGCGUGCUGAGGAUGCGACAGGCCCAGCCGUGCAUAUGGUGGAAGGCCAUCAGCUACCACUUUGUCCGACGGACCCGGCAAGUCACUCGGUACCGCAACGGGGAUGCCUACACCACCACGCAGGUGUACCACGAGAGAGUGAACACCCACGUGGCUGAGGGGGAGUUUGACUACAGCCACUGCGGGAUGAAAGACGUGUCACGUGACCUCAGAGGCUUGGAGGGGCAUCCUGCAACUCGCCUGCGCUUCACCAAAUGUUUCAGCUUCACCGAGGCCGGCCCAGAAAAUGACUACCUCAACCAGAGAGCCAGGUUCUUCUCUGAGAUCGAGGGUUUGGACGAUUACAUGGAGGCCAGGGAGGGGAUGCAGCUGAAGAAUGUGGACUUUAGAGAAAACCUAAUAGCCUAUGUAGACCCAGAUAGGAUGCCUUGGUACACUUCCCAGGUGGCCUUCUGGCUGGCAGCUCUGCUGAUGUUGUCCUGGCCUCUGAGAGUGCUGAUUGAGUACCGCACUGCUUAUGUGCAUUACCGCAUAGAGAAACUAUUUGGUUUAGAGUACAGCCACAGCAGCCCCUCACCUCUAGACGACAGGCCUCUGGGGACUCACACUGGUUGUGUUAUUCCAAGAGUAAACACACUGGACAGCACUGAGAUGGAGUGGCACAUACGCUGUAACCGCCAGCUGAUUCCCAGCUACUCCGAGGCCAUGCUGAUCAACAUGAGCACAGCGGACUCUAACUCAUUACAAGACACUGAAUGCACCUCGUCCUCACACUGCUUCCUCCUGGACAGCAGCCAGACUGCUCAGAGCUACGGUGCUCUCCAAAGCCAGGGCGGCAGCGAGCAGCGCAGCCCCGCAGCAGGAGAUGAUGGAGGAGGAGGAGGCGGGAGGAGGGUCGUCACCAGCUCCAGCUGCUCUUCCAUCUUCUCCUGCCGCGGGACGCUGUUCCACUCCCACCUCUCACCGGACACGUCCCGCUUCUCUCUCUGCCGCAUGUACGGCUCCCACCGCACCGUGGCGCUGUUUAGGAGCCGCAGCAGCAACCUGACGGACCCCUGCUGCGUGGACGAGCAGUGCUGCCGCUCCGCCUCCAGCCAGCUGGCGCUCAGUGAGAGUCCACCGACUUACACGGACGCCCGGUUCUUCCCAGUGCUCAUCGUGCAUCGGUCUGAGGGCUGUGGUGGCGAGGACGGGAGGGAAGUGAGGCGUUAUUAUAUACGGAGAGGGUCCUCCUGUGUGGAGACAGCUCUGUGAAGGACAUAAAGAGACCUUACUGAUGAGUCAAGAUUCAGAUCAGUAAUCAUGGAUGGUGUUGUAGGACUGGUCACUAUUUGCUGCUGUGACAUUAUUGAAGGUUUAUGGAGUAAAAAAGCAACUUGAAUACAGACUCAUUUUCAGACACAGAAAGCAGAAGGUCAGAGUCAUCAUACUGAAUUGCACAUCUCCAUAUUAUUACAGUUUAAAUUGUCUCUAUGAAAACACUCACUGAGGCAUUGUCACAGUGUGAAUAAUGACAAGAAUUUCUGAGAUCUGAUUAAAUGGUGCGUACAUGCCACUGAUGCAUCGACACGACACAGCCUCAGCGACCUACUAUUUUCAUCAAAGUUCAUAUUUUUCAGAAACCGAACUUCGACUGUUUUUACUUUGACCUUGUAUGUGUUAUUAUGUGUGUGCAGAGAAUGAACUGAAAGUGUUCGAAAGAAUAAUCCAGGAAAGCUGCAUGUUAUUACCAAAGGUAUCGUCUUUUAGUUGAUUCAUACAAGGUGAAACCAAAGAGUAUUCUGUUGAGUUUUUCCCCAAAAUGAUUUUAUUGAACGCUACACAGCAUCUAUUGACGAGGGAUAAGCUGAGUGGGGAACAUGCACUGAAUGUAAGAAAUGAAAGUAGUUCUGAGUUAUUGCAGUAUUUAAUAUAAGGCAGGAGACUUGUAGGGUUUAUGAAUGAGUUUAUUUUUUUUAACCCUGUCAGACUGAAAGUGGAAAUGCAUAAAAUAAUAAGGAGUAAUCUAACAAAAUGGGAUUGUUGUUUUUUUUCUGUCAAAUUAGUUGAUUAAAACUUGCAAUGAAUCGUAUCGCUGUGGCACAUUUGUACACUCCUUGUGUGUGUGUGUGGGUUUAUAUAGAAGUUAAGAAAGACGAGAGAAGAGAGAUCAGUUAAGUUUCUCUUGUGAUCAUGUUGAUCUGAGGUGACGAUGUCAGACACUCUCACACUCACAGCUCACUGGUACCUCUGCCGUCCACAAGUACAACUACAAGGGACGAGAUUCAGGAAUCACUGCAUUGCUGCUGCAAGACAGAGGGUGGUUGGUACAAAUAAAUAAACCAUUUAUGCAAGCAAACAUUUAAAUUAAGCAUGUUAUUUGAACUGGAGAGCAACUUCUGGGUAAAAUACAGAAGGUAGAUACGAAUCAGCAGAAGGAGAACAACAAUAUAGUGUUUUUGAAAUUGUUUGUACAGUUCUCUCAAGUUGCUCUUAUUCUGCGAUUAAUCAGGUGAAGGUGUGUGUCGUGAUACUCCAAGGACAGAUAGUUUUUCUUGUUAAAGAUUAUACAAUACAUAUGAACUUAACUUACAUUCGGAGACAAACCAGACAUGUUGCUGUUUUACAUAUCAAACCAUGAAACUGCUUUUUAAACUUGAACACCCAGUGUUAGAAAUGUCUGUUUACGAAUGCCAUUUAUGU
This is a messenger RNA of Micropterus dolomieu (smallmouth bass), 3468 nucleotides long. RefSeq names its product transmembrane protein 151B. NCBI's taxonomy places the organism in Eukaryota, Metazoa, Chordata, Actinopteri, Centrarchiformes, Centrarchidae. The record is from RefSeq and is a predicted model, not a curated record. The coding region runs from base 271 to 2040 and encodes 589 amino acids. The transcript is spliced from 3 exons.